AAGAAUGUGGUUUUUUCGGUUUUCUGCCUUUGGAUUUUCCGUUGGUAACAUUGAUCUACAAAAUAACUCAAUAUGGCGGAUGUUAAUUUUUCUUGUUGAAAAAGUGAAUGAUGACUUUAGAUUCAAGUGAUUCUUAGCGUUUCGCAUUCGAACUCAUUAAAAGUGUUUUUCCAAAUAUGACUUCUCUUCAAUAUGUGGUACAUCCCCUACCUGGUACCGAGGAGCAGUUCAAUGACAGGUUACGAGAAGUAGCAGAUAGAAUUAAUCGACUUGGUAGUAAUUUACAUCCUGGGCUGUCAAGUCUACGAACUGGUGUGAAGAGAAUUUGUCUAGGUUCGACAUACAUUGCACUAUUAUUAGAUGAUGGCCGGGUGUGUAGGAUUUCCUACAAUGUAUUGUCAGACAGAUUAGACUUGAGUAAGAAUGAUAAAAAGUCAUGGCUUACUCGCAGUUCGGGCGGAGCCGGAGCUGGAGGCGGCGGCGGUGGUGGGGGAGGAGGAGGAGGGGGAGGUACUGUCGGUAGCGGCAGCAACAAACCCUCUAGUGGGAGACAGAUAAGAACUAGAGCGAGAAUAAUGAGAUCCAAUACUGCCAUUCGUGGCGGUAGCAAUAGCGGCGGUCGAGGAGCUCCUGUUAUAAUAGGCACUAGUUCUUCAACAACUGCAAGAUCUAUGGUUACAGUACCAGCACCAUAUGUACCAGAAGAGCUUGUUUCUCAAGCACAAGUUGUUCUACAAGGAAAAAGUCGGAAUUUGAUCAUCAGAGAAUUACAGAGAACCAAUCUGGACGUGAAUCUGGCUGUCAACAAUUUGCUCUCGAGAGACGACGAAGAAGGAGAAGAAGGCGAUGAUGCCGCGGAGUCCUACGUGCCGGAAGAUCUGAUAUCUUUGCUGGACGGAGGUUUCCACCCCGAUCAUUCUGUGAUCAUCGACGCGGAUGCAAUGUUUUCGGAAGACAUGUUCGGAUAUUCCGGUAUCAGGAACUUCCUUAACAGUCGGGGCAGCGGCAGCCGUAGUCGCAUCCAGGAGCGCGACGCUGCGCCCGGCAACGCUUCGGGCUCGGACAGGGACCGCGAGACCUUCUCCAGGUGGCGCGACAGGCAGUACUUCGGACCGAGGCGGUGGUUGGAAUCCGCUCUCAGGGACAAUCCGUACGAGAAGGACGUAGAUCAUAAGAAGAAGGACAACGCGUGCCCGUUAUGGAUAUCGGACGACCUGGAAUUCUGGCCGGACCCCGCGCCCAAAUUCGUUCAGAUCGCCACCCUCUACAGCGAGCUGGUCGCUCUCUCGGCCAACGGCCAGCUCUACCAAUGGAAGUGGAACGACCACGAGCCGUACCGCCAUCCCGACAACCUCAACGUCCACCAUCCGAAGACGGUCGCCCUCGGUCUGGCCGGAGAGAAGGUGACGCAGCUGUCGGCGUGCUCGAUGCGGUGCUCCGUCGCGACGGAGACCGGUAAGGUGGCCACGUGGUUGGACGAGCUGCUCACGCCGGCGGCUAGUAAGUUGGAGCACGCCGCGCAGGCGUACAACGAGUUCCAGACCGACAAGGUGGCGGCGCUGUUCACUUGUCCGCUGUACAGCGUGGCCAAGUUGGAGAGCGGCAGUUUGUAUUGGUGGGGAGUGUUGCCGUUCGCUCAAAGAAAACGCCUAUGGGAAAAGUACCGCGCAAAGUGCCGCAAGCAGCGCCCCUCCAACAACCAAUCGGAGAUCGUCGCCGGCUCUCAGGUGUGCAUGAAGAACAGCCCCAUGUACCAGCCGGGCGCGAUCGGCUUCACCGUGGCCGGCGGCGUGCCCAAGGUCGGGCAGCUGCAGAACGCGGCUUGGACGUUGAAUGACACUUGCACAUUCAAGAUAAUGAACGUGAACAGCUCCAGCGUGUCGGACAAGAAUCGCAGCGAUCUUGCGGCGAGCGCUAGUGUGCUAGCUAAUCUAUGCAGCAAAAGCUCCACCAACAAAGAAAAUACAGACAGGUUGGAUAUGCCUCCUCCACCUUCACCUGCAUCAAGCACCUGCAGUGAUACUGGAAGUAUCUCAAACAGUCACAAGCGUCAAAAAAGAAUGGUUGUCACCAGUUCUGAUCCCAGUAGCGAUCAGAAGAAAGACGAAGAAGAAUGGUUACUGAAAGACGUGAUAUUCAUCGAAGACGUUCGGAGUGUGCCGUCCGGCAGAGUAUUGAAAGUUGAUGGUGCUUAUGCGGCAGUCAGAUUUCCUUCGGCACAUACUAGAGAUAGGGAAUCCAAAGACGCAGACGACAUCUUACAGGAUUGCAGGCUCAUGAGGAAAGAUGAUCUACAGGUCAUCAAAUCAUCGUCGAAUUCUCGAGUGCCAGAUUGCUUCCAGAGAACACCCAGGCGAAUUCAGAUUUCCGAAAAUGGUGGACAGAUUUUGACGAUCGCCGUGGACGGCCAAGGCAUCCAUGCGAUCGUGAGAAACAAUUCGAAAUUGAGCUAUGUGAUAUAUAAUAUCAGCAGCGGGCGUGUAGAACAGGAUAACCAGUUUCCCAGUGAUACGGCUGCUUUCAUGGGACUGCAUCCGAAUCAUAUUAAUUUGACCUGUGCUGGAGAGAGCACAGAAUCCAUAUUGAUGCUGCGUGACGGCAACAACACCAUCUAUCCGCUGGCGAAAGACUGCGCGGAGGCCAUCAGGGACCCGCAAUUCUUGGACCUGCCGCCGGUGAAGUGCAUCUCGGCCGGCACGCUCGCUCUGUCCGGCACCACCACCAACAUGAAGAACCAGGUGGCGAUCGUUGUAUUCGCGCUCGAGCAGCAGCUGCUCAUGCCGAAGAUACUCAGGUGCGAUAUCGAGGCCGUGAGACAAGUGCUCGCGCAACUGGACAGUGAUUACAAAACAUCGAGCAUGAUGAAUCAGUCUUUCCUAACAGAGAAAUGUGAUGGAAACCGAAAUAUUUUCCAUACUGUUGUUCAUAUGUGUACCCCUACGUCUAACAAGGAUGUCGACAAUGCAGACCAACCCAGCUUUGUUCAAGAAGAACCGAUACCGACGCCAAGUUGGCCUCCGGAAUCGUUCGAUGUCGCUUCAGGAGACGAAGACAGCCUCAUGAGUUUGGGCAGCAGCGCCGCCAAUAAAGGCGGAGGCAACAGUAACAGCGCCCCGAGCAAUCUGGUGAUCGAUCCCGCCGAAAGGAGGACCAACGCUAUGCAGAUCCUGCACGCGUUGUUGCACGAUUCCUCGGCGCUAGAGCCACAUCUCAUCGAAAUGCUUUGUGCAAAAGACGCCCAAGGCCAAACCCCCUUCAUGCUCGCCGUCUCGUCGAGAAGCUACCCGGCCGCUCUCGAGCUCUUUGAACGCAUCCUCAAGCUCGGCACGGCGCACGAGCGCGACGAGAUGAUCUUCCCGAAGGGCUCCAACGCCGACCACUCGCCUCUGCACGUGCUCUGCUGCAACGACACGUGCAGCUUCACGUGGACCGGCGCCGAGCAUAUCAACCAGGAUAUCUUCGAGUGUCGCACGUGCGGGCUGACAGGCACGCUGUGCUGCUGCACCGAGUGCGCGAAGGUGUGCCACAAGGGGCAUGAUUGCAAGCUGAAGAGGACGUCGCCGACGGCGUACUGCGACUGCUGGGAGAAGUGCAAAUGCAAGGCGCUGAUCAUGGGGAAUCAGACGGUUCGGCACGAGCUGCUGACAAGGCUGGUGAAGGAGACCGAUUUGGUGUGCUUGCCGAAUUCGAGAGGCGAAAGUAUAUUGUUAUUCUUGGUGCAAACAGUGGGACGGCAGAACCAAGAACAGCGGCAAUUCAGAAAUUCGCGCCCAAGAACUGCAUCUUCCAACUCCAGAAACAAAACGCCAUCGUCAGACAUCGAAUCUGAUAUGCCGGAGCACGAUUUGGAGCCGCCGCGAUUCAGCCGGCGCGCUCUGGAAUGCCUUCUAGGAGAUUGGAAGGCCGUCAAGAGCAUGAUCAUGUCCGGCACCAAGGAAACCACCGAAAGCUGUUUCGUCGAUCAGCCGUACGUUUCCGGCCAAACAGGCACCACUUUGCUGGACAAGUUCACCCAUUGCUUCUUCGUCAAAUGCCAAAUGGUCAUGGACGUUCUGUUGGAGACGAUUAUCAGAGAAAUGAAAACGAGCGACGCGAAGCAGAGCGAAUACGCUACGAAGGUGGCGCGUCGCUUUGUCAGAUCGGUGGUCAGGAUUUUCGUUAUAUUCAGCAUCGAGAUGGCGCCGAAUUCGGUGAAAAGGCAGCGGUUCAGCAACCAGAAUUUGCCGCUCAGCAAAUGCAAGAGGGUGUUCCAGUCCUUGUCGAAGAUAUCUAUUGAGGAGCUGUGUGAAAUCGCCGAUUCGCUCAUUGCGCCUGUGCGUUUGGGAGUGGCUAGGCCUACUGCGCCGUUUUCUUUGGCAGCGUCACCAAAUGAUGUACUGAAUGGUUCAGAAGAACUAUUUCUUGUCGAUCCUCUAGCUCCAUCGUUGGGCAGUAGCAGUUCUAGAGCUGGGGUGAGCCAGAUCAACUCGACCGAUAAUUUUCCGUUCCUUGCAGAGGCUGUUAGGCGGGCAGUAGCCAGCAGAAGGAAUAUGUUGAGUGAACUCAAUGACGGUGAAGGCAUGGCCAUCGACAACGACGAGGACAACGCGUCCGAGCACGACGAAACCGCCGGUGGCGGCGGCGAGGAGCAGGAGCUGCCCAUCGCGCAGCGCCAAUCGUCGAACGACGCCGAGCAGCAGGAGGCGGGGGCGGGGGGCGGCGGCGGCGAGCAGCCGGAGGGGCGGAUGGGGGGGACGGGCGAGGAGAGCGAUCCCGAGCUGGACCUGCUGGCCGAGACGGAGUCGGACAGCGACGACAAUCACAGUAAUCAGGACGCUGCGUCGGCGCAGCGGUCGGUGCAGACUGGGGCGACGGCGGGGUCGGAUACAGGAGGAAUGCUACUCUUCCCAGAAGACGAAAGUGGUGAAUCCAGCCAACAAGAAGAAGAGGAAAGUGAAGCUGGUGAGACUGAUGAACAAGACACUGAAGAUUACACAUUGACAGAUGAACAACUUGAGAGAAGGAGAAGCCGUUACAGCAAUGCGACCGGCGGGCACGGCCAGCGCAACAACUUGGCGCCGCAGAACAUGCAGUGGGCGAUCAGGUCGCGGGAGGCGGGCGGCAGAUCGCAGGGCGUGCGGCUGCCCAACGGCUCGAACUUGGUGUUCAUCGAUCCGAGCUCGUUGCGUAGAUCGACGGCGGGCAGUACGACGGUCGCGGCCAGCUCGGAGCCCAUCACCAUGGCGACGACAGCCAGUUGCUUGGCCAGAGCUUUCGGUAUUGUCGUUAGACAAAUUGCUGACUUAUUAUCUUUGAUGCCUGAUAUCAACCAAAUAUUGACAUCUUCAUCUGCAAAUAUGGAAGUAACCCAGGAUGAUAUUUACAAUGUCCAGAUCUACUUGGAAUUUCGAUUGAAACCGACUUGGGACUGGUUACUGACCGUCAUGGAUGCCACAGAGGCUCAACUCAAGUUCGGCGCUUCUCUCACAAACUCCUUGGACGCGAACAGUCCUGGGCAUACGCUGAAUACACCGUCGAACACUGGAGGUGGGCGUCGUAGUAUGCCUGCUACAACUUUAGCUUCAUUAGUCAGUUCUGGUAGUACUGGUACUGUUAGAACGAGUCGAGCCCAUGCUGUCACCACUGCUUCUGGUGCUUCUUCCGGAAAUAGAAUCGUUGGUUUUACCACAAAUGUUGAAGGAGCAAGAACAAGACCUGAAAGAGAAGCCAGUGAUGCCCAUGCAGCAAGACGCGAAUUCCUCAUGUACUGUUUGUCCCUGAUGAGGGCCCACAACAACGAGCAUCUCGAUUCUCUUCCCGUGUUGGACGUGUCCGCCUUGAAGCAUGUCGCUUACGUUUUCGACGCGCUGAUCUACUACAUGAGAUCGGGAAGUGCCGAGGGAUCCGAUGGUGAGAGUCGAAGGGAGGGUCUGCCGUUGCCUGCCUGGAACGAUCAAGAUGAAAAUGAGAAUGAGGAAGCUGAAGAGGACAUAGCUGUGGCAAUGGAAACAGAGUCACUGGACGAUCAAGAAGUCUCCAACUUGGCAAAUAAUUUAUCUAGCAGCCUAAACACUUCUGUGCAAAGUGGUUUGGGAAAAGGAAGAAAACAUUCAUUUUUCCAGCGAUCCGAAUCAACUCUAUGCCUCGGCUGCCCCCCGCCCGACCCCUUCGACACGCCCAUGUCGGAAGCCCUACCCCUCGCCGACCAACCCCAUCUCCUGCAACCGAACGCCAGACGCGAAGACCUCUUCGGCAUCCCGAAACAGCCGGUCACCCUUACGCCCACAGCCAACCCGGUCGAAUCGCUCCCCACCAAGCCCGGCCCUUCGACCAAUCCGCUCGAGUCGCCGCCCACCAAGCCCCGCCCUUCGACCAAUCCGCUUGAGUCGCUGCCCACCAAGCUCAGUCUAUCGACGCGCACGAGCGAAUUCGCGAUGCGCCGGCCUGCCGAAGCGAACCGACCGAUCCCGAGCGGCAUGAACGUGAUGGGGCCGAACGCGCUGGUGCAUCCUCGGAGCUAUCGGGCUGCGGAGGAGGAAGAGGAGGGGGGAGGGGAGUUGUCGACUCGACCGAUUCCGGGCGGGCUCGCGCCUCCGCGGAGUUAUGUGGUCGAUGAGGAGGGGGGAGAGGAGGAGGAAGAUGAGGAGGAGGUAGAGGGGAGGAAAGAGAGAGAUAGGGAGGCGAUGAGGCGGUCGGAGCAGGCGUACGCCGGUGGUUCGGCGGUUGGUUCGAGCGGUUCAGGGGUUUCGUUGAGGAGCGCCGAAACUGAGCUGUUCAAUGAAAGGCCUCAAGAUCUAUCUCGGAAUCGUGAAGAACAACCUCUCGAUAUGUUUGCUCCUUCUGUUCCAUCAGAAUGUACUGCUAUUUCUAGGCCUCAGAUCAUUGUUUCACCUAGGAAGAUUGAGUUUUCUUCUGAAAUUAUUGGUAAUCAAGAAUUGUUGGCACCUGGAAGUUCUUUAUCUCUUUUGACACCAAUGGAUUGUUCCCAAGACACUUCCAGUCAGAAUGUGUUAGCUGGUAAUGCUUCUGGUUCUUCUUCACCAUCAACAAGUUCAUCGAGGAGCCCAAGCAAGAGUGUUAUAGUUAGAGCGGGAUCGUCGAAUAGUCAGAAGAUAUGUGAAUCAGAAAUUCUGAUGACCAUGGAUAGCCAGCAACCUGAGACUCUCGAGAACCAAGAAAUUUCUGCCAAUGUCACCGUUAUAACCACUACCGUGAAUAAUGAACCACCAAAACCUACUUUCGGGCAGUCAAUUUCACAUGACCUGUUGCUGGGCAGAUGGAGGCUUUCGUUGGAUUUGUUCGGAAGGGUAUUCAUGGAGGAUGUUGGUUUAGAACCAGGCUCAAUUGUGUCCGAAUUAGGUGGUUUUCCCGUUAAGGAAGCUAAAUUCAGAAGAGAUAUGGAGAAGCUGAGAAACAACCAGCAGAGGGAUCUCACUCUAUCAAAGAUCGAGCGCGACAGAACCCAACUCCUCAUCCAAACCUUCAAGGAGCUGAACACGCAAUACAACAGCUAUAACCGCCGCACCUCCUCAUCCUCCUCCUCGCCGCCGCUCGCCGUCAACCGCGUCAAGGUGACGUUCAAGGACGAGCCGGGCGAGGGUAGCGGCGUCGCGCGCAGCUUCUACACGGCCAUCGCGGAGGCGCUGCUCGUCGAUGCAGCGCUGCCCAAUCUCGAGGCGGCGCAAGUGGACGGCAAGUACUCGCAGUACGGCGUGCUGCAGCGGUUGCGGCGCGACAGGGACGUGGUGAGGAGGGCGGUGCCCGUGCGCGGGUCCAACAAGCAGCGGGACCAUCACAGGCGCGCGAUGAGCGUGGAGGCGAGGCAAUUCGUACCUUUGGAGGGGUCUGACGCGCCCUCUAUGCCGGACAUCUCGACGGUUGCCGGAGGGAAUCAGGCUGGGCCUAGUUCGAAUCUGCCGGUGAACGGAGGAGGCACGCGCAACGACCACCUCAGCAGCCAGCAACAGCAGCUCGGCGACCGGCUCUACCCGAAGGUGUACGACGUGCAUCCGACGUUCGCCGGCCGCAUCACCGGCAUGCUGCUGGAGCUGUCGCCCGCCCAGCUGCUGCUGCUGCUCGCCUCCGAGGACUCGCUGAGGGCCAAGGUGGAGGAGGCGGUGGAGAUGGUGCUGGCGCACUCGCACUCGCAGGCUGAGAUGGCGUCGGCGGAGGGGCUGUUGGAAGAAUCACUGCAAGACGAGGAGGACGUUGCACCACUCUUCUACUGUCCUGGAAAAAGAGGUUUUUAUGCUCCAAGACAAGGAAAAGCGACUUUUGAAAGGUUGAAUGCUUUCAGAAACGUCGGAAGGUUGUUAGGACUAUGCCUUCUGCAGAAUGAGCUAUGUCCCAUAUUCCUAACUAGGCAUGUGCUUAAAUCCAUUUUAGGAAGACCUAUUAAAUUCCAUGAUUUAGCCUUCUUUGAUCCUGUCGUUUACGAAUCUCUGAGACAGUUGGUGGUCGAUGCCGAAACUAAGGAUAGCAACAGCUUAUUCUCUGCAUUAGACCUGAACUUCACAAUUGAUCUAUGUGCUGAAGAAGGUUGUGGAACAGUAGAACUUAUGCCUGGUGGUAAAGAUAUUGAAGUAACUUCGAGUAACGUUUAUGACUAUGUAAGAAAAUAUGCUAAAUACAGGAUGAUCAAGGUUCAAGAAAAGGCCAUUGAGAGUAUCAGAACAGGGGUGUUCGAUGUAUUGCCUGAAGGUUCAUUGGAUAGUUUGACUGCAGAAGACCUAAGGCUUUUACUAAAUGGUGUGGGAGAUAUCAAUGUUGCUGUAUUGAUUUCCUAUACAAGUUUCAAUGACGAAUCUGGAGAGAAUAGUGAGAGACUUGUCAAAUUCAAAAGAUGGCUGUGGUCCAUUGUUGAGAAGAUGACUCAUGUUGAAAGACAAGAUUUGGUGUAUUUCUGGACUGGGUCCCCAGCUUUGCCUGCCAGCGAAGACGGUUUUCAGCCAAUGCCAUCAGUGACGAUUCGACCGGCAGACGAUGCCCAUUUACCCACAGCCAAUACAUGCAUUUCCAGACUUUAUAUUCCGUUAUAUAGCAGCCGGACAGUGUUGAGACAGAAGUUGUUGCUUGCCAUUAAAACAAAGAACUUUGGAUUCGUUUGAAAUAUUUGUCACAAUGGAUUUUUAUUAUUUAGAUUCGAAAUAGUCAGAAAUUCAUAUGUAAAUCGUAUUUAUAAGGUUUGUAUAUAGGUCCAAUAUAUGGGCACCAUCUGGACAGUAGGCAUUGUCUUUUAUUUCCGAAUUUUCCUAACGAAGUUGCAAGAUUCAAUUCUGUCUGUAGGUUAAUCGAGGAGGUGGUAUAU
Phaedon cochleariae (mustard beetle) is the source of this 9286-nucleotide messenger RNA. NCBI's taxonomy places the organism in Eukaryota, Metazoa, Arthropoda, Insecta, Coleoptera, Chrysomelidae. The record is from the annotation of a GenBank genome assembly.